Messenger RNA from Zingiber officinale, 597 nucleotides. RefSeq lists its product as uncharacterized. The record is from RefSeq and is a predicted model, not a curated record. The coding region runs from base 1 to 597 and encodes 198 amino acids. NCBI's taxonomy places the organism in Eukaryota, Viridiplantae, Streptophyta, Magnoliopsida, Zingiberales, Zingiberaceae. The transcript is spliced from 2 exons.
AUGGCGACGUCGAUCGUGAGGAUGAAGAUGCGGCUGAGCAAGGGGAGCCAGGUCGAGGUCCAGCGGUGGGACGGUCAGUCGUCCUACUCCUGGCGCUGCGCCGACGUCGUCUCCGGCAAUGGCCGGUACUACCUCGUCCGUAUCCACGGGGCCACCGCGUCCCCGGCCGCGGUGCUCGAGCGAGUCCCCCGCAAGUUUAUCAGGCCGCAGCCGGCCCCGAUUGGCCUCCGCGCCCUCUACUCCUGGAGCCCUGGUGACGAGGUGGAGGCGCUCGUUGACCACGCCUGGUGGCCGGCUGUGGUUACCGCCGUCGGCUACGGGAAGGUCGUCGUCUACCUCCUCGGGAAGAUGAGGAAGGUCAGAGUCCGCGCGUGCGAGCUUCGGCUGAGGAGGCAGUGGGUCGACAACCAGUGGACGCUAGUCGAUAAGGAACCUAGGGAGGCCAUAAUUUCCAGUGGAUUUUCGGCGGCGGCUGAGUCAUGCAACGUUGCCGGCCGACAGAGCAGAAUCAUCAAAGAAGAUGAGGAAGAAGAGCAGAGGGGGGGCGUUGUUUUAAGAGAUUCUGGUUGUUGUUCCUCCGUUGGAAGUUGCAGUUGA